Ceutorhynchus assimilis (cabbage seed weevil) is the source of this 1047-nucleotide messenger RNA. The record is from the annotation of a GenBank genome assembly. Lineage: Eukaryota; Metazoa; Arthropoda; Insecta; Coleoptera; Curculionidae.
GCGAACAUUAAAACAUUACAUUACAAAUAACCCCGACUGCUGCUUUAUAACACUUUAAUAUUGAUUUAUUUUUAAAGAAAAGCUUUAUUUAACUAAUUGUUUUUUAAUUAUUUAGUGCGAUAUUGUUGUGUAAAUAUACCUAUAUUUAAAAAAAAAUGGGAUGUGCUAGUAGUGCCCCAUUAGUAGAACAAGGGAAACAUUUGGUGGAAGGGGUAAAGGAUACAGCCAACGAGACAAUAGCCAAGGGAGAAAAAGUUAUAGAUGACACAACAGGUACUAUCAAGGAUGGAGUGGACACAGUGAAAGAAACAAUGAAAUCGGCUUUCAACACCGCUGAAGAAUCUGUUGGUUCUGUGGCGCAUAAAAUCGGCGAAACCUUCCAUCUUACUACCUCAAAAACUUCGGAUAUCGCUGAUGAAGCUAAAGAACAUUUGAGCACAACGAUGGCUACAACAACAGAAGCAGCUGGCGAAGCAGUUUCUGAAGCUGAAACUGUAAUAGUAUCGGAAACUGAGCAUGCCCGUGAAGCUUUUCAAUCAGGAACCUCGCCAUUUUUCGAAACUGUGCACUCUUUAAACGAUGGGUUUGAAGAAACAUUAAAAGACAAUAUGGAAACGAAAGAGUUCGAGGAUCUUGAAGCUAGGUUCCACGACUUGGAUGAAGAUUUGGAAAAAGCAGAAGCUGAGCAGGCUAUGGAAAAAGGAGAAGAGCUGCUAAUGGAAGACUUAGAAAAUGACCAUCAUAUGGGUGCAAAUGUUACAAAAUUGGAAGAAAAAGUGGAAGAAUUGAGAAAAGAUGAAACAGAGGAGAGCUCCCAGAAGCACCAGCCUCAAAAGGAGGAGUAAGUUACCUAAGCAACCUCCGACAUUGUGGGAAGCAGCAGCUGAUGCCAUCUUGUUGAAACGUACCAUCAUGAAACUGGAACCGCUCCACGAUCGGUUAUUUAUCCCUCCGCCAGAAAAACCAUUGGACUCAACCGCAAAAACAACGCAAGAGAAUGAUAUUAUCGUUGAAAACAGCGAUAGCUAGUCCCGCCCGCUUUAUAUA